This is a messenger RNA of Stegostoma tigrinum, 934 nucleotides long. Its product is annotated as glutathione S-transferase A-like. Gene Ontology annotation, molecular function: glutathione transferase activity. The transcript is spliced from 6 exons. NCBI's taxonomy places the organism in Eukaryota, Metazoa, Chordata, Chondrichthyes, Orectolobiformes, Stegostomatidae. Bases 97 to 777 code for a protein of 226 amino acids. The record is from RefSeq and is a predicted model, not a curated record. Gene Ontology annotation, biological process: glutathione metabolic process.
AGUCCGAACAUAUAAAGGCGAGCUGUGAACGAGAAAACUGGCAGAUAAGGACCUGAUUUAUUUUGUGGGAGCAGCAACAGUAGCGCUAAGUGCAGAAUGGCUGAGAGUAUGUUCUUAAUUUGGGGCUCCGGUUCCCCACCCUGCUGGAGGGUCAUGAUCGCCUUGGAAGAGAAGAAAUUGCAGGGAUACAAGAGGCAGUUGCUGUCUUUUGAAAAGAUGGAUCAUAAAUCGUCCGAAGUUUUGGCAGUGAACCCAAGGGGCCAGUUGCCGUGUUUCCGCCAUGGGGACACUAUUUUGAAUGAAUCUUUUGGAGUCUGUCUGUACUUGGAGAACCAGUUCAAGUCCCAAGGUACCCAGCUGAUUCCAGACACUGGGAAUGAACAGGCGCUUGUUUAUCAGAGAAUGCACGAGGUCCUGACCCUGCAGGAAAAACUGGCUGUUGUGACCUUCUAUGACUGGAAAUUUCCAGAAAAUGAGCGUCAUGAUUCUGCUGUGGAGAGGAACAAAAAGGCACUGAAGGAAGAGUUGAUGCUAUGGGAACGAUACCUUGAAAAGCUGGGUCCUGGCUCCUAUAUCGCUGGGAAGAACUUCACAAUGGCAGAUGUAAUGCUGUUCCCACAAGUAGCCUUUGCUGUUCGCUUUGGAUUAUCAACAGACAAAUAUCCCAAACUGAUGGAAUACUACAUGAAAGUGAAAGAGCGGCCAAGCAUUCAGGCUUCCUGGCCUCCCCAUUGGAAGGAGAGUCCUCCAACCAUGGAUGUUUUGAAAGAUGUCUGAAUUCUGUAGAAUUUUGAAUUCCUCACUCCUAAAUCCCAUAUGCAGUUUGUUGGCCUUGGCAUUUUUGUAUCAAAUGUUGCAGGCACUGCAUAAAGAUGAGGUUAUCACACUGAAAUCUGUUGCAUUAAAACUUAUUAAAAUUACAGUGACAGAUGUU